Messenger RNA from Photinus pyralis (common eastern firefly), 1037 nucleotides. RefSeq names its product photoreceptor outer segment membrane glycoprotein 2-like. The transcript has 3 exons. Lineage: Eukaryota; Metazoa; Arthropoda; Insecta; Coleoptera; Lampyridae. Gene Ontology annotation, cellular component: membrane. Gene Ontology annotation, biological process: visual perception. The record is from RefSeq and is a predicted model, not a curated record. The coding region runs from base 36 to 1001 and encodes 321 amino acids.
GUCACCAUAAUAAAAGUCAGUGAAACUGUCAGAAAAUGUUAGAAUGGAGCAAAGCAUUUUUCAACUUGCAAAACAAAGAUGUUCAACACAUAACUUACGCUACAAUUACUGUGAAUGUUGUAGUGCUUCUAUACUCCAUCGUGUUAUUCUCUUACGCACUACAAAUUAGAGCAAGUAUAGGAGUUUUCAUCAAUAUGGUUACAGAAAAAGAUGGUAACAAUUUAUCAAAUUUUCUCGUAGUAGUCGGUCUUUUGUGUUUGCCGUCCAACCUUUUGUCUGUUUAUUUACUGUAUGUAGCCCUAACAUCAGACAUAUCAAGAAAUUCCCAAGUGAGCGCUCUGAUGUACAGUUUGCCAUUUAUUAUCCUGGGAACAAUCUGUAGCAUGUCGAUAGUAUGCAUUAUGAUAAUAUCUCACGUCUAUUCGAAACACGAAGCCCUUCACGAUGGUAUUAUGGAAGCGAUGAACAACUACAGUAGCAACUCGGAGUUCAAGAUGAGCAUUGACAAACUGCAAUUACAGUUUGACUGUUGUGGAAGUAAACAUUAUAAUGAGUGGUACACAAUACCUUGGUACGACAGUAAUUUAAUUAAAAACAAAGAAAAAAAUUAUCAGCAAAGUACACCAUUCAGUUGUUGUUCGAAACGGUCAACGUUUGUCUGCAUUCAUCAUGGAAUUGAAUCAAAUUCGUUACCAUACCGUUACUCUCGUGAUCUUAAUUUUAGUAUUUCUCCUUUCGGUUGUACCACAGCCAUACAGCAGAAAAAGAAAUCGAUCGGUUGGGGAGUUAUUGGACGUAUACUUUUUGUAAUAUUGUUACAAUUCGCAGCAGCCACAGGUAUUCGACGAAUACGACAAACCCAUUUUAAAGAUGAUGCCAUUAGCACCAAAAGUAAAAGUUGGUUGCCCUCAUUCCAGAAGGGAAAACGAAAGACGAACAAAGAUGAGAAGCAAUCUCUAGUAGAGGGAAACUCCACUGAUACCGAAUCCUAUCAGACAUAACUUGCGGAUUACAAAUACAAAUAUAUUACUUGAUUU